This is a messenger RNA of Fusarium redolens, 2253 nucleotides long. RefSeq lists its product as uncharacterized. The record is from RefSeq and is a predicted model, not a curated record. The transcript has 2 exons. Lineage: Eukaryota; Fungi; Ascomycota; Sordariomycetes; Hypocreales; Nectriaceae. Gene Ontology annotation, molecular function: protein binding. Bases 1 to 2253 code for a protein of 750 amino acids.
AUGAAGUGCUUGUUUCCAAGCCAGGACGAUCUGCCGAUACAAUCACACCGAUUGAGGUGGCUCAUAAAGAUCGACUAUUAUGAUGGCUUUCGUGACAAGAGCUCCGACCUACUAUUCACAACACACAGGCUUGGACGGCUUCUCAAGGUGCUUCAGGCCCUCCAUAAACAGACCCUCGAUAAACGAAUCUUUGAUACGCAGCCCGCCUCGCCUGCCAACCAAGACCUAGAUCUCGGCAUCAUACGCGACUAUAUAGAAGAUGUCAAAGAACUCAUCAAGGAGCUCGAGAGUGAACUAGACAGGUUCCGUUCAACUAAACACGCAGGAGCGCAUUUCGAGUUACGGACAGCUGGCCGACGCCUCGUAUACCCCCUACGACGGAGCACACUGCAGAAACUGGAUGAGAAUAUAGAUACGCUCACCAAAGAUCUAUCUUUUGCUCUAAAAGUGCUUGAGAGGGAUGAUACUGAUCAAAUCCUGAGCGACCUCGGGGACACCAAGGCCCUUCUGCAUCUAACACGAGCUAGCCAAGUUUCACAGACUCUCAUCGCCUGGCUUAAAGCUCCAGAUGCCUCUAUCGACUUCAAUGAAGCUGCAGAAAAGAAGCACCCCAACACAGGAAACUGGCUCAUCAAAGGCUCUGCUUUUACUUCCUGGCUUGAAACGCCUCAUUCAUUCCUCUGGCUGGUUGGCUUUGCAGGAUGUGGAAAAUCUGUUCUCUGCUCUACAGCCAUCAGAGCUGCUCUGGUAUACCGUAGAGGCAACCCACAUAUCGGCAUCGCCUAUUUUUACUUCACUUUCAAUGAUCAAAGCAAACAAGAUGCUUAUGCAAUGCUGCGGACCUUGAUACUGCAACUAUCGAGCCAAGCCAAUGGCAAUCACAGCGUUCUCUCCCGACUCCACGACGAAUACCCUACUGCUGCCCCCCCUCGAAAAGCUCUUUUAUACUGCCUUCGUCAGUUAAUUCAAGGUUUCAAUGACGUUUAUAUCGUCACAGACGCUUUGGAUGAAAGUCCAAAAGAUACGCAUCGCGAGACAGCGCUCGGCAUCAUAACUGAACUACGCGCUUUGCCAGAACCUGAACUGCACCUUGUUGUGUCGAGCAGAGAUGAGCCUGACAUUACAGAGAGUCUAGAGGCGAAACCCGAGGAAGUGAUUGGGAUGAAGAAUGAGUCAGUUGAUCGAGAUAUUGAGAGUUUCAUAUCCCAGCACCUAAAGGAAAACCGACGCCUUCGCAAGUGGGAGGCAUACCAUAAGCAAAUCGAGGAGGCAUUGACAAAGGGUGCUCAAGGCGUCUUUCGUUGGGUUGAAUGCCAGUUCAAGGAACUAGCCAGCUGCCCACGAAGCGAAGACCUCCUUGAAAAGCGGCUGGAAUCGUUGCCACCAACACUCGACGAAACGUAUGCUCGCAUGCUCAGUAGAAUUCCCCAUGACUACCGAGAGUAUGCUAGACAAAUACUGGCCUUACUCUGUUGUGCUGAGCGGCCACUUACGGUGGAAGAGCUCGCCGUUGCAGUUGCCUUUCAUCCAGAGGAUAACCCUAGAUUCAACGCAAAGCGUAAGCUUGAAGACGUCAACGCUAUACAUGAAGCCUGUCCCGGCUUUGUUUAUAUCUCAGACAACAAAACGGCACGACUCGCUCAUUUCUCUGUCCGGGAGUACUUGGAGUCAGACCGUAUCCUCCAGGAUAGUGAUGCAACAGCCAUCAGUAUCAAGCCACAGGAUGCCAAUACGCUGAUGACUAGCAUUUGCCUCUCUUUCUUUUUAGAUCUGACGGUACCGAUAUCAGAUCCUCGUAAAGCACCUCUAACAACAUAUGCAGCCCGAAAUUGGCCGGACCAUUUUCGUCGCGUCGACACGACUACCAACCGCCAUCGCCUUGAAGAGCAAGUCUUCCAACUUUUCAGCAGCGACGAUGAUUCUUUCGAAUCUUGGGCCAAAGCAUGCAUUUUGUGGCCAUACCAUGAUUCUUUUUCUAUUCCAACUCCUUUAUGCGCCAGUGUGGUACUAGGGCUCGAAGGUAUUACUACGAGGCUCAUUGAGGUAGCCGACGACACAUCCCUUACCUUCGCGAGAGACGCAACAGCAGCGCUUAGGAUGGCAUCUCGUAAAGUGCACAGAAGGAUUGUUGAGUUAUUACUGCAGCAUGAUGCAGACAUUGAUAUGAGUAAAGCACUAUUUGAGGCUACCAAGUCCGGUCAUAAAAAUAUCAUUCAGCUACUUUUGAAUCAAGGCGCUGAAAUCAAUCCAUAG